UCGAGUUCGCUCUUCAGCACCAGAUCAUACUGUGUCGCUUGCCCUCCCACUCGUCCCAUAAACUGCAACCGUGUGAUAUCUCCAUCUUGGUCCCCUCAAAGCGGCAUAUCGUGAUCAGGUCGAACGGCUUGAGCGAGGCAGUGUAGGAACAAUCGGCAAAGAACACUUUGCCAUGUUGUAUUGUCAUGCGCGUCAGAUCGCGUUCACGCCCCGAAACAUCCGCGCAGGAUGGGCGAAGGCAGGUCUAUUCCCGUUCUGUCCCGAAAGAGUGCUUCGUGAUCUGCCGCGCAGUGCUGCACCUCCUACCGUAGCAGAAUCGGUCAAUGGUGAUACGGCGGGCCAGCAGGAUGCCAACAUACGAACGCGGUCAAUCUCAAGCGUUCCAUCCACUCCGAUGCUACCUGUGACACCCGUAACCCCGGUGGAUCUUGCGGGCAUCCUUACCUUGCACGACGUAAUCCGACGUGAUGCACAGAGCCUGGACAGCAGCUCUCAACGCCGCUUGCAAAAGCAAGUCCAAAAAUUAUCCAAAGCUGCUGAGACUUCAUUCGCUGAGCACGUACUGCUCGAGCGGCGCAACGAAUUUCUGCAAAGGACCAACAGCGAAGCUCGGGUACGACGCUCAACGAGAUCCAGAGUCAUCGGGACAGCGAGAGUGAUGAGCUAUGAGGAUCUGGAGAAAGCAAGAGAUGAGCGGGCACUUCGAGACGCGAGACCAAUCGCAAAGCGCAGAUCGAGAACUCGGGCGGUAGAUGACAAUGCCACUAAUGAACCCUCGGAUGUGAUUCAGACCAGUUCCGAUUCACUACGGGUCCAAGGAAGAUACACAGGAUCGCGUAUUGGAGGACAGGAGGAAUACCGACCACCGACCGCUAGAAUGUGGUAAUGUGAUUAUUGAUAAUUCGUGCACUACUUAUGCU
Dissoconium aciculare CBS 342.82 is the source of this 920-nucleotide messenger RNA. RefSeq lists its product as uncharacterized. The record is from RefSeq and is a predicted model, not a curated record. The coding region runs from base 173 to 886 and encodes 237 amino acids. Lineage: Eukaryota; Fungi; Ascomycota; Dothideomycetes; Mycosphaerellales; Dissoconiaceae. The transcript has a single exon.